ACUCGACAAUUUAAUGGGAUCGGCGAAUACUUGCACCAUCUGCUGGAAACUAUUUCAGAUGGCAGAGGCUGCUAUUUGUCAAAAUUUUGGAGAAUGGCUCUCCAUCAAACUAGACCAACUCAAAAUCGAUCAGGAUGUGUUUGGAAGCUACAUAAGUAGCAUUGUAGAAACUGAUGAUUCGAACGAGGAGGAGAAGUCAGAAGCCUUAAGUGGAAUCCUUGGCGGAAUAUUGGAGGAUGCUGUCGAGGAGACUUGCCAUGAAAUCUUGCAGAAAUGGAAACAAAUUAGCCAUUCAGCCUCUGAUGAAAAGCAAGUCAAUGGAGAUGCUCACCUAACAGAGAGUUCUGAAGAUAAGAUGGCAGCCAUCAUGGAGCGCCACGCUGCCACCCAGGUUACCAAGGUAACCAAAUCACCAACAGACUCGAAACAGAAAGCUGCCCUCUUGGCCCGAUUUGCAGAAGUUUCUGAUGGAGAUGAAGAUGAGGAUUACGAACCUGACUAUGAUGGUGGUAAAGGAGGCGGUGCAGCAGGAGGAGGAGGUUUGGAUGACCUGUUCUUUACCAAUACAAACAAGGUCGACGUUGAUAGGCACGAGAAGGAGAAACGCGAGAAAGCCAAGCUGGAGAGCGCAAAGAAGAAGGAACAGGACAAACUGCAGAGAGAACAACAGAAGCAGAAGGCACAAGACAGGAAAGAGAAAGAAAAGAAGCGAACUCAGAAGCAAGAGAGACGGAGGUAGCAUCCCUCAAUUUGUCAUGGAUAUUUUGUUAAUUAAUGCAGUUUUAUAGUAUUUAUUUUUUUGACCAUAUAUAUUCUCUGAUGCAGUUGCCGAUUUGCCAAUUAUUUCAAAUCU
This is a messenger RNA of Lytechinus variegatus (green sea urchin), 853 nucleotides long. Its product is annotated as coiled-coil domain-containing protein 43-like. The record is from RefSeq and is a predicted model, not a curated record. Lineage: Eukaryota; Metazoa; Echinodermata; Echinoidea; Temnopleuroida; Toxopneustidae. The transcript is spliced from 5 exons. Bases 14 to 739 code for a protein of 241 amino acids.